This is a messenger RNA of Saccostrea echinata, 419 nucleotides long. RefSeq lists its product as uncharacterized. NCBI's taxonomy places the organism in Eukaryota, Metazoa, Mollusca, Bivalvia, Ostreida, Ostreidae. The coding region runs from base 68 to 400 and encodes 110 amino acids. The transcript has 3 exons. The record is from RefSeq and is a predicted model, not a curated record.
AUAUUAAGUUCAACAGCUGCCCUCUCUCAUUACACAAGUUUAAUAGGUUUUUCUACUGUUUUCCGAAAUGAAAAUAUUUCUUCUCUUAGUCGUAAUUGCUUACUCACAGGCUUUUCUCUUUGACGACCUGUUCGGGUCUCAAUGCAAGACAGACGCGGACUGCCGUUCUGGGUGCUGUGUGACAGACGUGUUCGGUGAUAAUACUUGCGUAGACAAGUAUCUCCAUUAUUUACAGGAAUGUCGUCUGGAUGGAAACGAGCGCCACAGCUGUGGAUGUGGAAACGGUCUUUAUUGUGAAACGUACGCAAACAUUCACGGCGCGGCCGUAGAAACGCAACACCUUGGCGUCUCUGGCUAUGGUUUGUGUGAGCACAAGACAACUAUGACUACUACAGCAUGAUCGACGUGUAAAUAAAACA